Rhizophagus irregularis DAOM 181602=DAOM 197198 is the source of this 569-nucleotide messenger RNA. The record is from RefSeq and is a predicted model, not a curated record. NCBI's taxonomy places the organism in Eukaryota, Fungi, Glomeromycota, Glomeromycetes, Glomerales, Glomeraceae.
AGACUGCGAAUAUGCUUUCACUCAUUGUCUAUUAUAUUGCACAUAAUCCAGAUGUAAAGAGGAAAAUGCUAAAAGAAAUUGAUAGUAUAUUCCAAGGUGAUAAAAUGCGACCAAUUACUAAAGAUGAUUUUUAUAAUUUAGGAUAUUGUGAAGCAAUUGUAAAGGAAGUAGCGCGCAUUCAUCCAGUAGUACACUUAUUAUCAAGAUGCUUUGAUAAACCUAGUAAAAUAGCGAAAUAUCACUGGCCAGCUGAUACAGUGUUUCUAGUUAAUCUUAAAGCUAUUCACAAUAAUGAUGAUGAUUGGGAAGAACCUAAUAAAUUUAACCCUGAUAGAUGGAUGGAUGAAAAUUUUGAACCAAAGAAGAAUUCUUUUUUAAUGUUUGGUGGAGGAUUAAGACUAUGCCCAGGAAGAAAAUUGGCAACGAUUGGAUUAGUUUGUUUGAUGGCUUUAUUGUUUAGAAAAUAUGAAAUCGAUUUAGCAGAUAUGAAUACUCCUAUUAAAACUACGAGUGGCCGUGUUAUGAUUCUUAGUGUCGAUUUAUUAGUUGAAAUUAGAUUAAGAAAUUGA